GGGCACAAAGCGGAAGGAAAGAAGAACCAGCGAUUUCUUCUUUGCCUCGUGCGCUUUUCUUAGCGGGGUUGCCAACUGACCGGGAAAAUCUGCCCGAUCUCUGACUGCAGGACGUUUCUGACGCAGGAUCAGCUAAUCGUCUUUACCUCCGUGGCGUGGAAAGUUUCACGGGGCGGUUUCCGCGAUGAAAUAGCUAUUACGAAGUUCACCAUUGAAAUUCCAAAGGGGAUUUAAAGGUGUUGGUUGUAACAGUCACUUCUGGAGAGCACGUGGUGGUGGUGGAUUUCAAGUUCUCAGAAACUUUGGGGAGCAGGAGAUGGCCAAUCCUUUGAAACAAGUUUUUAACAAGGAUCGGACCUUCCGACCUAAGCGGAAAUUUGAACCUGGGACACAACGCUUUGAGCUUCACAAAAAGGCCCAGGCAUCCCUAAAUGCUGGCUUGGAUUUAAAGCUGGCUGUGCAGCUCCCACCUGACGAAGAGCUGAAUGAUUGGGUGGCUGUUCACGUGGUGGACUUCUUCAACCGCAUCAACCUCAUUUACGGGACCAUAAGCGACUAUUGCACAGAAAAAUCCUGUCCAGUCAUGUCCGGUGGCCCAAAAUACGAGUAUCGGUGGCAGGAUGAGAAAUACCGCAAGCCCACCGCCCUUUCUGCCCCUAAGUACAUGAACCUUCUCAUGGAUUGGAUUGAAGUACAGAUCAACAACGAGGAUCUCUUCCCUACGAACGUUGGUACUCCAUUUCCUAAGAACUUCCUCCAAGUUGUGAAAAAGAUUCUCUCCCGUCUCUUCCGCGUCUUCGUCCAUGUCUACAUCCACCACUUUGACCGUAUUGCCCAAAUGGGCUCGGAAGCCCACGUGAAUACAUGCUACAAGCACUUCUACUAUUUUGUAAAAGAGUUCGGCCUCAUAGACAACAAAGAAUUGGAGCCGCUGAAGGACAUGACCUCGCGGAUGUGCCACUGACAUCCUGGGAACUUGCCUGCCAUCUUUCAAGCCGGUGCUAGUCAGAGUACCUGGCUCUGGACUGUGGACCAUCCCUGCCAAGAGACAAGAUUGUGACCUGGAGGGAUGUCCUUUUUAAAGAGAAUUAUAUACAUCUUUUUUCAAAAAAGAGCUUCCCCAAGGUCUCACGAUGAAACCUUUGUAAAAUCAUUCUGAUUGUUGAAUUAUAUGUGUUUGUUUGAGAAAGGAAAGAACCAGUAAUGCAUCCUUAAGAUCUCCAUGUCUUUCUUCUCGCUUCACGUGGCUGGGGCGGGGGCUGAUUCGGAGGCGUAUUGUCUCCCCUGAAAAUCACCUGGGCUUCAGAACAUGCCCCCUGGAUCAAGCGAUCGAGCAGUGUGAGUGAGGGGAAAACCCACCGACACACACACACACAAGUAGAUUAGAACUCUGUUUAGGCUGUUAGUUGGAAUUACCUGAGUUGCAAAAGAAAUAAAAGUUGUUUUAGCACUUCUUUCA
Messenger RNA from Candoia aspera, 1459 nucleotides. RefSeq names its product MOB kinase activator 3A (gene MOB3A). The record is from RefSeq and is a predicted model, not a curated record. The transcript has 4 exons. Gene Ontology annotation, cellular component: cytoplasm. The coding region runs from base 317 to 964 and encodes 215 amino acids. NCBI's taxonomy places the organism in Eukaryota, Metazoa, Chordata, Lepidosauria, Squamata, Candoiidae.